Adelges cooleyi (spruce gall adelgid) is the source of this 1152-nucleotide messenger RNA. RefSeq lists its product as uncharacterized. The record is from RefSeq and is a predicted model, not a curated record. Bases 353 to 997 code for a protein of 214 amino acids. The transcript has 12 exons. Lineage: Eukaryota; Metazoa; Arthropoda; Insecta; Hemiptera; Adelgidae.
UAAGUGUUUUGUUUUUUGAAAUUUCUAUGAUUGACACAGUACAGACAGAACGUCUAGACUGCAGACCUCGGAAUGGAAUUAUUUGAACUAUACAAAUAUCGCAAAACAAACAUUUCAUACAUUGCAUAGGUCACCUUAUUUGGAUUUUACCGUGAUAACGGUAAAAAUUCAAUAUAAGCACAAUGGCAAGACCUAAAGACGACCACAUCCGAUCAGUCAGAACUUAAUUCAACAACCUAAUCCAAUUCUUCGGUUUGGUACCUACCGCCAACGUUAAAUCAUUUUAAUUAUUCACUCGAACCAGAUUAAAUCUACUUUUUUUUAAAUAAAAAAAACAAACAAGUAGAUAAAAAUGAAACUUUUUUGUGUUUUAAUGCCAUUUGCCUUUGUUAAUGUUUUGGCAUUAACCGAAACGGACUAUAAGAAGCAAGUAUACAUUUCAAACUACUUCUUCGAAUCAAUACAACGAUAUGGAACUAAUGUGGACGAAUCGGUCAGAACUUUAAUACGUUCGAACAUUUCAAUUACGUCGUUGGCUUUGAUGUUGGCCGCGCCAGAAAACGCAGACACUGACGAGGACGAUUUGCAACAAUUGAUAGACGACGAGAAAAAAAUACAGAAUAGAAUAAGAUAUGACCACGAAGUAGUAGAUUGCAAUGUCUCGGGCAUAAAUUUCAAUAACAAGUCUUUGACGUCUAUGGGCUGGACCAGAAGAAGUAUAACUAAGCCGUCUUUAAAACGUUUACUUGUGGGAGUAGAACGUGGAUACCAAACUCAGUUCGACACACAGCAAACGUGUCGUUUAAUAGCGUUGUUGGUGAUUGCAAAAGAUCCAAUAAAACGCAUAACUUUUACCAUUGCCAUUGCAGUCGACGGGUACCGCGAUUGUCAUCUUACUGACAAUUUUUCUGUUGAGGAAAUUUACAGAAAGUUCAGCGACGGAUUCUGGAAAGUGUUAAAGUCUAAUCAUAAUGUGAAAAUUUACAAACUCACCUAACCUACAUAAUUAUUGUAGAAAUGUGUUUGUUAUAAAACGACAUUGCAAUAUAAUGUGCAAACGUGCAAACUACCAUACAAAUAUUAGUUUAGAUGUCACUGCAUCAAUUGAUUUUCAAUACGCAUCUAAUGUACUUGAUAUAUUUUUACUGUUUU